Molecule: messenger RNA, 1086 nt
Organism: Alternaria burnsii
Lineage: Eukaryota; Fungi; Ascomycota; Dothideomycetes; Pleosporales; Pleosporaceae
Exons: 7
Coding region: 1-1086 (361 amino acids)
Source: RefSeq, a predicted model, not a curated record
AUGCUUCUCUCGACUCUCUUUUUCGCCGCCCUCGCGCAGGCUAUGCCCCAAGGCUUUGGCGGCCAGGGCUUCACUAUGUUGCGUUUCGGCUGCGCUCAGAAUGUCAUCGAUCGGAUCGAUCCCCUCGUAAACCCUGGCCAAGCUCCUUCACCACAUAUGCAUCAGGUGGUUGGAGGAAACGCGUUCAACAUCACAAUGCAAUCAACCGAUAUCUCCAAGCUUGCAACUUGCACUACAUGCGGGUACUCUGAGGAUCUUUCCAACUACUGGACCGCGAACGUGUACUUCAAGGCACGUAACGGAACCUAUAAGCGUGUCCCUCAAAUUCCCAACAGGGAUCUCUUCAAUGACAAGUACACUGGCAAGACCACUGGAGGCUUCGUUGUUUACUACGUCUCCGGUGGCAAAGGCCAAGUCACAGCCUUCAAGCCCGGCUUCCGUAUGCUCGUGGGUGAUGCCACCAACCGCAAAUCCAAGAAUUUGAAGUCUCAGACUUGCUUUCGCUGCUACAACGCGCCUAACUUUGGUGGCGACAAUGCUGCACCUUGCCAGGAUGCUAAGCUCGACACCGAAGGCUUCCCUACGACACCUUGCCCAGGUGGCAUACGCAGCAACAUUCUCUACCCAACAUGCUGGGACGGAAAGAAUCUCGACUCGCCAGAUCACAAGUCUCAUGUUGCAUACCCCAGCAAUGGCCCGGCUCUCUUCUCUGGUACUGGUACUGGUGGCGCAUGCCCCUCAACACACCCCGUGAAAAUCCCACAGGUCAUGCUUGAGAUCGUCUGGGACACUAGCAAGUUCAACAACAAAGCUGAGUGGCCUGCCGAUGGCUCGCAGCCUUUCGUCCUUUCUACUGGAGACAACACCGGAUAUGGACAACAUGGAGACUACGUCUUCGGCUGGAAGGACGACUCGCUUCAGAAGGCUAUGGAUGACGCUAAGGGCUGCAUGGGUGCCAACUGCGGUAGUUUGAAGACACAGCAGCCUGCUGAUGGCAACAAAUGUGUUGUACCCAACCGUGUGCAUGAGGAACAUGACGGCUGGCUGACUGCUCUUCCGGGUAUGGAGGAUAUGCCGAUGAUCUAG